CAACUUCUCCUGCUUUUCUCAUGCCUGUUGCGCCUAUGGUGAUUUCCGUGGGUUAUAGCAUCAGCAGUGCUGUCUCCGUCUAAGAUCUACUUCCAGCUGGGUCAAUUCACCAUUUCAGCUAGAUUGUGUUGUUUCACUGAGGUGGAAGACGCAAAUCCUCUUCUUCUCUUAUCCUCAUUUCUCCUCCCUCCACUUUUCUCCUCUCUCUCUUUUCCUCUGUCUUUACUUUCUAAAUCUCUUUCUCUCUCUCUCCUUCUUCCCCACUUCCCACAAAAGCCUCUCUAUUCUCUCCCAAAGAUUCUCACGAGAAAUCCACCAAAAUGACCACCACACUCCCACCCAACCUCCCAGCCAGCACCUCCUCCACAACCCACCCCAAUCCCACAACCACAACCGCAGCCACGGCAACCACCACCACAACGACGACAACCACCACCACCACAAAACCCCGACAAACGCGCACCAACCCCUCGCGCACCUCCAAGACACAAUCCCGGUCCUCCUUCGCCUUCGGCCACGGCACCACCACCACCGGCGGCGGCUCCUCCGGUCUCCACCACCGCUCCUCUGCCGCCGACCACGCCGCGGCCAACGCGACCACCCCGAUCCCGCAUGGCUUCUACCCGGCGCUCACCCACUUCACCGACGCCAUCACGGCGCUGCCGCGGGAGUUUCGGCGGCAUAAUUCCCUGCUCAAGGAGGUGGACGCCAAGGCGUGGGCGCUGGAGGAGAAUCUGUUGCAGUUGUUGAAGGCGAGUGCGGAGGCGCGGCCGGUUUCUGGGUCUGGGUCGGGGUCGGGGUUUGGGUUGGUUGAGAAUGGGUCGGGGGAUUGCGGGCGGAGUCUUGGGGAGGGAGACGGGGAGGGGGUGGAUGGUGAUGGUUUGGGGUUGGGGCUGGGGAUUGGGUCGAUGCCCCCCUCGGAAUCCCCCGCCAGCAAGAAUCGUCGCCUCCUCUUCGACCGUGUCCGGCACACGCUGUCGGAUCUGAUGAUGACCGCCGAUGAGAAGAAUCAUGUCAUUUCGAAUGCCAACGACGAGCUUGAUCGCCAGCUUACCCGCCUCGAUGCCGUCUUCCCCUUCAUCGCGGGCGAGGUCAGCGACGAGGCCCGCCUGGGCAGCUUGUCGCAUUGGGCCUAUUCGAAUCGCUUGGUGGGUAUCGGCGCUGGUAGCGCGAAGACGACGGACCGUCCCAGGCGCGAUGCUACGGGGUCCGGCAAGACGGAAUUGGCGCAUGGGCAUGGGCAUUCGCAUGGGCAUGGGGCCCAUGGGCAUGGAGCUGGCCAUGAUGCGGAGGGUUCCUCGCGGAGUGAGGCUAGACGCGAGGCGGCUAUGGCUAGGAGGCAGCGGCGGGGCGGCGCGGGGGCUGGGCUAGGGCCGACCCAUGUGGAUUCGGAUUUGGAUGAUGGAGCGAGGGGAUCUGGCGGGGCUGCUGCUGGUGGAGGUGGUGGUGGCAGGAAGGGAGGACAGAGUGGCAAGGCUAGAGGCGGUGCAGGAGGAGGCGCCGCUGCCGCUGCUGGUCCCGGAGGCCAGGCUGGUGAACAUGUCGGUGGUGCUGGGCAGGGUGGCAGUACCUCCGGUCAGGCGAAGCGGAGGAAGGUCGAGAGGCCGCCGCCUGUGGAUACGGGCGCUGCGAUGGAGAGGUCAGCGAGCGGCGCAGGCGGUGCUGCAGGUGGUGCUGCAGGCCGGGCUGGCUCCAAGGAUGUAGAUGCUACUGGUGCUGGUGCUGGCGGUGCGGGGGGUGCCACUAAGAAGAGAUCGCGUGCGCCGAAUGCCAACGCGGCUUCACGAAAGAGAAACAACCAAGGCAACUCAGCGGCCGAUUCGCCAAUCCUCGCCCCUUCGCCGGUUGUCGCUGCAGCCACGAUCCCACGCAACGCAGCCAGUCCAGGCCCCGGUGCGGCACGACCGCAGUCUUCCCGUGCGCAGCAGACUGCCGGACCGGCAAACAACGGCCGUCAGCGCCCAUCGUCAUCCGCCUCCAAUCGUGUGGCCGGGAACAACAAAACAACCGAGACGAAGACCGUCAUCAAAGAAAGCACAGCCAAACCGCAAGCCACCCCCAGCUCGGCCAACGAAACCCCGCGCGAGAUGGCCGACGAGGGCAUGGACGUGGCAAAGAUGCCUGUGCCAGUAAGCACGAAGCGCGAGGACACCGACGGCGGCAAGCCAACACCAUCCAUCGAACCCAGCGAAACACCAGCGCCGCCGCCGGCUACCGCUACUACCACUGCUGCGAAUGCUGCUAGUGCUUCGGCGCCUGCACCUGCCCCGGUUUUGAUCCCGAACCCGCCACCCAAGGGCCGAUCUUCCAAGACCUCCACCCCCGUGCUGCCGACGUUCACAGAAUCGUCCACCAGCGCUGCUGCUACUGCUGCUGCCGCCGCCACCGCCACCGCCACGACAACGACGCAGCGUGUGCGCCCAACUCGAAGCACCGAUCUCGCUCCCGCCGCCACCACCACGACUACCACGAAACGCUCGCACAAGAAGAACGGCAGCGUGCCGGUGGUGGUGCCGCAGCGGGCGGUGUCGGAGGAGGAGGAAUCCCUGCACGAGGGCGACGACGAGGACGAGGACGGCGAGCCGCGGUACUGCUACUGCAAUGAGAUCAGCUUCGGUGAGAUGGUGGCGUGUGACAACGAUGCCUGUCCGCGCGAGUGGUUCCAUCUGUCGUGUGUGGGGUUGACGAAACCGCCUGGCAAGAACGUGAAAUGGUAUUGUAACGAGUGCAAGGAUAACAUGCGACGGAGUCGUAGUGGGCGUUGAAGAGAGCUGUUUUGCUGUGGUUGGAUGGAGCGAGUUGGACAGGACAGGACAUUGGAGUUCAGGGGGAGUUUUUCAUCCAUGGAUAGAUAGAAGUAUUCGAUAUGGUAUAUACUUUGGAAUAGGAUUUGUGGCUUAGGUGUUGGUUCUCAUCUACUGUGUUUAUGGAUGAGGUUGGUCGGUUGCUAGAAAGUGUGAUCCCCAGACGGUACGCAGACAAUGUGGACGUUCGGAAACUGUCAUUGAAACUACCUGUUAUUCUUUCCCCCAAUCAAUUUCAGUUCAAAGUCAACGACACAUAAAGAACAGUGCUAGGCCGCAGGAUCUUGAAAUCUCAUACACACAGUCGAU
Messenger RNA from Aspergillus fijiensis CBS 313.89, 3113 nucleotides. RefSeq names its product putative PHD finger domain protein (Ing1). Gene Ontology annotation, cellular component: nucleus; Rpd3L complex; Rpd3L-Expanded complex. Gene Ontology annotation, biological process: regulation of DNA-templated transcription. The transcript has 5 exons. The coding region runs from base 321 to 2765 and encodes 814 amino acids. NCBI's taxonomy places the organism in Eukaryota, Fungi, Ascomycota, Eurotiomycetes, Eurotiales, Aspergillaceae. The record is from RefSeq and is a predicted model, not a curated record.